UCCCGCAUUCUACGAGUACAGUACUAUCGUGAUCGUGUUUGCCUCCACCGGAACAGCACAAACAAUCUUGCGGGUGACUGUGAGAGAGGCCAAUUUUUGUCACUCACUUCUCCCUCAUUCCAUCUCCCAAAGGGUUCGGAUAAAUAUUUAACUCGCUGGCUGCUGCCUUCAACCACAUCGACUCCCUAAGCAACCGCUCAUCUACCUCUUCCUCCAGAACUACAUCCACCUAGAACGAGCCCCCACCACGAUCACGAGUGGCCUCAAGUAAUCAACUCAAAAUGGCAUCAGAUCUUGACCAGCUGGUCAUGAUGGGGUUUGAUAAAGAACGAGGUGAAAUGGCACUGAAAGACACUGGAGGUUUGGCCGACGCCAUCGACUGGCUAGACAAAAACUCGUCAAAGUCCCUCGACGAGUUAAAGGCUGAGAAAGACGCCGCAGCCGAAGCGAAGGCCCAAGAAGCAGCCGAUCAGGCACGAAGUCUCGUCUGCAACGAAUGUGGAAAGAAGUUUCGAGGAACUGCCCAGGCAGAAUACCAUGCCUCCAAAGCAGGUCACACAGAUUUUGCCGAGUCAACCGAAGAGAUCGCACCAUUGACCGAAGAAGAAAAGAAGGCGAAAUUGGCGGAACUGCGAGAGAAGAUGCAAUCCAAGAAAGCCGUCCAAGCGGAGGAGGAAAAGGUCGCCCAGAAAAAGAAUGAGCAGAUCAACAGGAAGAAGACGAAAGAAUCCGAGGACCUCAAGGAGCAGCUGCGGGUCAAAGAACAGAUCAAGGAGGCUGAAAAGAAGCGGGCAGAGAAGCAAGCGGACAUCAAUGCAAAGAAACGAAUACAAGCGAAGAUUGCCGCUGAUAAGGAGGAGCGAAGGUUGAAGGCGGAGCGAGAAAAGGCCCAGAGAGCGGGCACCGCAAUGCCAGUGGCUGCUGAAUCGGCACCUGCAGCUGCCCCGGCUGCCUCGAAACCUGCAUCAGAGUACAAGGAGACACGACUUCGAUUACAAACAUCUGGUGGCAACAUCAUGAAGACGUUCCCAGUCGAGACGACGUUGUUCGAGGUCGCUGCCGCAGUUGGAGAGGAGACUGGGAGGGAUGUCGAAAGCUUCACACAGAACUUCCCGAGAAAGGAGUUUAACCAGGAGUUUUUCGGAGAGACAUUGAAGGACCUGAAACUAGUGCCCAGCGCCAGCUUGAUUGUCAAGUAGGUGAUCCCAGUCUUCUGAUCCUUCUUCACGCAAAAGUUCUCACGGCGACGGCGUUGGGCAUUCGGUCUGAGCGUUUAUGCUGGGUUACUGCCAUUUCGCAUUGAGAUGAUGCCAGGCGCAGGGCUGACGAAGUAUGAAAGGGAUUAUCCAUUGCCUUGGUAAGCAUCAGCUCGUGUCCCAUCCGGGGCAUUCCCAUACCAACUAGAUAUAUUUGAGUUGUAGAAGAAGCGAUAUUUUUUAGAUCAAAAUUUAAUGUUGUUAAGUGAUACCGAACAUCGCGUUCCAAAUAGACGCGAAUCGGUGGAUGCACGUGCGGGGAUCUGAUGGAGCUCGUCCUGCGUCUUUUUCCUCAACAUUGAGAAUCCAC
Molecule: messenger RNA, 1566 nt
Organism: Exophiala viscosa
Lineage: Eukaryota; Fungi; Ascomycota; Eurotiomycetes; Chaetothyriales; Herpotrichiellaceae
Exons: 2
Coding region: 282-1199 (305 amino acids)
Biological process (GO): negative regulation of proteasomal ubiquitin-dependent protein catabolic process; negative regulation of protein K48-linked deubiquitination; negative regulation of protein ubiquitination
Cellular component (GO): nucleus; cytoplasm
Molecular function (GO): K48-linked polyubiquitin modification-dependent protein binding
Source: RefSeq, a predicted model, not a curated record